Solanum dulcamara is the source of this 1284-nucleotide messenger RNA. RefSeq lists its product as uncharacterized. NCBI's taxonomy places the organism in Eukaryota, Viridiplantae, Streptophyta, Magnoliopsida, Solanales, Solanaceae. The transcript is spliced from 5 exons. Bases 132 to 1064 code for a protein of 310 amino acids. The record is from RefSeq and is a predicted model, not a curated record.
CGAUAUUUGUAUUAAAUGGAGCAGUAUUUGAUUUUUAAAAAUAAAAGAAAAUUUUUUUGUUAGAUAAAUUUGUAUUUUCGUAUUGAGAUAUAUUUAGAGUUAGCAUUAGAGAAGUGGAAGUGGAGGUGAGGAUGGAUAGAGCAACACCUGUACGUAGCUCCCAUACCUCUACUGCCGAUCUGCUCACCUGGUCGGAGAUUCCGCCGUCCUCCAAUUCUUCUGCUGUCUCUGUCUCCGCCUCCGCCAGUGCUUCUCGUUCUCAUCAGCCUUCUGAUGGAAUCAGUAAGGCCGUGUUUGGUGGUCAGAUCACUGAUGAAGAAGCUGAUAGCUUGAACAAACGCAAACCUUGUUCAGGGUAUAAACUGAGGGAGAUCAGUGGCAGCAAUAUAUUUUCUGAUCAUGAUGAAGAUGGUACAUCAGAAUCCGGAACUGAUGAUGGUAAUUUUACUAACAGGACAUCAGUGCGCAUUGUUCAGCAAGCUGCAAACGGAAAAAGCCAAAUUUCAUUCAGUACUGAAGAAAACAUUUCCCCAAAGAAGCCUACCAGUCUGACUGAGUUGGCAAAGCAACGUGAGUUGAGUGGAAAUUUAGAAAGUGAGUUAGAUAGCAAAGUCAAGAAGCACCUAUCAGAUGCAAAGACCAAGGAGCUUAGUGGAAAUGAUAUCUUUGGCCCUCCUGAAGAAGUUCCUCCUAGAUCCCUGGCUGCUGCACGUUCCUUGGAGUCAAAAGAAAGCAAAGACAUGGGUGAACCUGCUCCACGAAUUCUACGCACAUCUGUUAGGGUUUCUAAUCCUGCUGGUGGUCAAAGCAGUAUCUUGUUUGGUGAUGAACCUGUUGUUAAGACAACAAAGAAAAUACAUAACCAGAAGUUUGCAGAAUUGACAGGCAAUGACAUUUUCAAGGGAGAUAUUCCUCCUGGAUCAGCGGAGAAGACACUGAGCAGUGCUAAGCUGAAAGAAAUGAGUGGCAAUGAUAUAUUUUCUGAUGGAAAAAUUGAAUCCAGGGAUCACUUUGGCGGUGUGCACAAACCACCUGGUGGAGAAAGUACUGUCAGAUUAGUGUAAUGCCAUCAAAUGACUCUUAUGUUGACCUGUAGUGCCCACAUUGCAGUUGCUUUUUGACUAGUUAGGAUGUCAUGGAAUUUAGGAUUUGAGGAUUGUAAAAUUUGAUGUGUCAAUACUCUAAUCUGCGACAAAAUGCAGAGUAGUUUCUUUACUGAACUGUUGUAAGAGCUUAUAGAUUAGCAAUAAAACAUUCGAUUUGCCUCAGUUGGGUUGAUCGAUC